Molecule: messenger RNA, 861 nt
Organism: Phyllotreta striolata
Lineage: Eukaryota; Metazoa; Arthropoda; Insecta; Coleoptera; Chrysomelidae
Source: the annotation of a GenBank genome assembly
CAAUACCGUAUCUACAAGAGCUGAAAAUUAAAAAAAAAACUACAUUAUCUACUCUCACCGAAUUUUAUCAACAAAGUACUAUUAGUUACUUGACUAUAAAUAGUCAAAAAUUGCGACAAAAAAUAAAUCACCAAGAUGAACACUCUCUUGAUAGUAUCACUAUUAACUUACGCCAGUUCCCUAAUCUUGGGACAGGAAUCCCCGACGAUCAUCCCGGUUCCCGGCGGCAUCAGCGGGGACGGCAUAACCACCCGCUACUGGGACUGCUGCGCCCCCUCCUGCGCCUACUACGGGUACCUCCCCAAGGGCAUGCACCCGGUGCAAACGUGCCAGAAGGACGGCUACACCAACAGCACCCCGGCGAACAACGCGGAUUCCGGUUGCGUGCAGGGCGGAGUGGCCUUCCAGUGCAGCAACCAGCAACCCUAUCUGAAGAACGCCACGUUGGCUUACGGAUGGGCGGCGGCCUCGUUCUCGGGAGGGCCGGACACCAGCAAGUGCUGCUCGUGCUUCCUGCUGUCGUUCACGGGCCAGCUGGAGGGCAAGAAAUUUUUGGUGCAAAACAUCAACACGGGUCCGUUCUUGUACGAGAACCAAUUCGAUCUGCAGAUACCUGGCGGUGGAGUGGGUUUGUCCCACAUGGGUUGCCACUAUCAAUGGAAUGCUACGGAUGACGGUUGGGGCGAUAGGAUUACUGGCGUUAAAAACGAAGCGCAAUGCAAAAUUUUACCGGAAAUUCUGCAGCCGGGUUGCAGGUUCAGGUUCGAGUACAUGGAGGGAGUUGAUAAUCCCAAUGUGACCUUCACCGAAGUGAAAUGUCCUCAGGAGCUGAUUGAUAUUAGUGGAUGUGGUUACAUUUAA